Octopus sinensis (East Asian common octopus) is the source of this 1725-nucleotide messenger RNA. Its product is annotated as protein ALP1-like. The transcript has 2 exons. The record is from RefSeq and is a predicted model, not a curated record. Lineage: Eukaryota; Metazoa; Mollusca; Cephalopoda; Octopoda; Octopodidae. The coding region runs from base 120 to 1361 and encodes 413 amino acids.
AGGAGCCUCGUUCUGAGUAAUAUUUUAUGAAUGAGCAAUCCACGCGCGUUUGGCAUUGAAUUCCAUUCAUGUAUGUUGUGAACGACAACUAAUCACAAGUUGACUAAAUUCUAACAGCUAUGGAAGUUUCUCAGGAAGAUACGGCUUUUCUAGCUACUUUGUAUGCAGCAUGCGAUCUGUUUCUAAUGGAUGAUUGUUAUCCUCUCAGAAAAAAUAGCUUGUCUGGCAACAGGGAUAAUAAUAUGGCGACCUCGUUGCUGGCGACGUUAGCGAGGAAAGGUGAAUCGGCGGCAACAUCUAACAAACAAAGCAAAGCUCAAGCACGAGGUUCAAGCGAAAGAGAUGUGUUAUUUAAUUUUAGGGACAACCAAUUCCGUCAACAUUUUCGAAUGGAUCCGGAAACAUUCGAAAUACUAUGUUCAAACCUAUCGCCGCAUAUCCUGAGAGAGAAUCAAACCCGAGGCAGGAAACCAGUUCCGUUGGACAGGAAGGUGCUGAUGUGUUUGCGGUUUCUUGGUGCCAAAGGUGAAUCAGUACGUAACAUUGCAAAACAAUUUCAAGUCUGUGAAUCUUCUGCAUCAGUUAUUCUUGACAGCAUAAUCAAAGGAUUAAACAAACUGAAAACAGUUGUUAUCAAAUGGCCAAACCAAACCGAGGUUGAAGACAUUGUUCAAGGUUUCUACAACAUCAGUGCAUUUCCAAAUGUUCUUGGUAUCAUGGCUACUACACACAUAUCAAUUCUCAGCCCAAAAGACCACCCUGAAGUAUACAUCAACCGUAAAAAGACUCAUACAAUGGUAUUACAGACAAUCUGUGAUCACAACAUGAAGUUUACUGAUUGUUAUACUGGCUGGCCUGGUUCUGUCCAUGAUUCUGUUGUUUUGUGUGAAUCAGAUAUAUUCCAUGAAAUAGAAAAUAAUCCAACAAAUUUCUUUAUUAAAGAAGACAUACACUUGCUUGGGGCUGCAGCAUAUCCACUGAAAAAAUGGUUGUUGACCCCUUUCUUAGAUGAAACUUGCCUCGUUCCAGAUCAGCAAGAGUACAAUAAAAGAUUAACUGAAACUCGACUGGUUACACAACAAGCUUUUAAUCUGCUUCGAGGUCGAUGGUGUCGACUACAAUUUGUUGGAAUGACCCGCACUGCACUCAUUCCAAAUGUGAUAAUGGCUUGCUGUGUCUUACAUAAUUUCUGUCUUAACACUGAAGAAGAGUUUAAUGACUUUUUAGAAGAAGACCAACUUCCUUUCGAUGAUGGUUUUCCCACUCCUGCCAAUACCUAUGAAGAUGAUGAAGUCGGUAAGAUUAAAAGAGACAAUGUACCAACUAAACUGAUUUUCAAGAACUUUACAACAGUAUUAUAACUUCCUAUUUAUUUUUCCAUAUUACAUCAUAGGAGUGAUUUCCAGGAGUGAAAUCUGCAAUGAGAAGUAUACUCCAACUCAUCUUUGUCAUUCUGUACAUUGGAAAUGGAGUAUAUUUUAAACAAUGUACUCACAAAUUUGUUUUUAAUUUGUAAAGCUGAACUCUUACACAUAAGUUAUGGUGCUUUAAGUUAAAAUAUAUAUUUUUUACUUUUGCUUUGAAAUCGUUGUCCUGAUCCAGGUGCUUUAUGGUGAACUACGGCUGAAGGUUGUCAGCUACCAUUUGCAAAAAUAGCAAGCAUACACUUAUACAUACAGACAACUGAAAUCAAACAUUUCAACUAAAUAAAAUGAUUCCUAGCAA